AUGUCUUGGCCCAGCUUUCGAGGAGGAGGCGGGUCUUCGCAGAACAUCACCUUCGUCUUCAUACCGUACGGACAGCACCCGAAGAGCCCAGAACUUGGCAACAACACGGCCAUGCCCACGCUUCGUCACCGUAACAUGGACGACCAUUUUCCCCAUGGAGACUCAUCCCCGAUACUGUACCUGUCUGCCCUUGCGCGUUCCCGGACCCUCAUCAAACAGCCAGGUAUCCCCGUCGCCAUGGAGGUCGCAAACCGUGGUCUCGACCUCGAACAGGAGUUGACCUGCUCCAUAUGCGCCGAAGUCCUCUACCAGCCGCUCACCCUCGUCGACUGUCUGCACACCUUCUGCGGAAGCUGCUUGAAAGAGUGGUUCCAGUUCCAAUCCACCUCCGCGCGCAAUGCCCCGAACGCCCUGUCCGCGGGUGCCACGAAAACACCAUACACCUGCCCCUCAUGUCGCGCGCUGGUGCGGGAUACGCGACACAAUGCGACCGUGACGACGCUGCUGGAGAUGUUUGUGGCUGCGAACCCGGAGAAGGCGCGAACGAAGCAGGAGCGGGAUGCGAUGAGGGUCAAGUAUGCGCCGGGCGACGAUGUGUUGCCAAAAACUGAAGUGAGGGAGAUGACGCUUCGGGAGAGGAGGAUUGAGGAUGCGGAUCGCAGGUUGAUGAGUGAGGUGCGCGAUUUGAGUUUGCGGGAGGUCGGUGUUGAGAGGGAGGACUUGAGGAGGGGGGAGAGCAGGAGGAGGGAGGAGAGCUCGAGCUCGAGGAGGCUGAGGAGCGCCGGGGGGAGCGUGGACAUGAGUCGGGAUGGGUAUGGGAGUGGAAGUGGAACGGGUGUUGGAGAAAGGGAGGGGGAUAGGAGGAGGAGGAGGGAGACGGCGAGUGCGAGUGGAACGAGGAGGACUGAGACAGAAUCUACAGAUGAACGCAGGCGACGGAGGAGUAUUGAGAGAGGAAGUACAACUUCUGUGCGGCAGAUUGAACAUCAGUCGUCGUUGCGGUCACUGAUCAGUUCUUCGGACGUGGAUUCGCAGGAGAUGGAAGCGGAGAUUUUGCGCCAGAUCAGAGAGGAGGGAUUGCUGGAUGGGAUCGACUUGGAGAAUAUCGAUGUCAGUCAAGAAGACCAGAUCAGUGAGAGGAUAGCAGAGGCAUUCAGGAGGAGACAGAGCGAGAGGGCUCGACAGGCGCCCGAGAGGAGGAGUGCUACGAGCGCGAGGAGGCCAGAGCCAGAGCCAGAAGUGGACUUCAGGCAUACAUCUGUAUCUGGCCCUGUUUCUGCAGAGACAUCUGGGGAGGAUGGACCCCGGACCCGCUCGUCGAGCAGGAGGACGCACUCGAGGUCAACCAGCACGAAACCGCAUUCGAGGUCAACGAGUGCCGUUAGUGCGGAGCGCCCGAGUCGACCGCCUCCGUCGGUGAGUGCUGCUCAGGCAGCCCAUUUGGAGGUGCACUCGGGCGACGAUGGCAGAAGGCAUAGACGGAGGCGGACUGAAGACAUUGGCGCUCGAAGAUCUACAACGGUCCCUCGCCCGGUCGCUGGGACCGAAGCCAGACCUGCUGCGAAGUCAUUGACAGAUCUGAGUUCCAGUUCCAGAAGCAGUCCGAGGCCACACUCUGCACAUUUGCCUACUGCACGCCCGAUGUUCUUGGAUGGUGUCCGGAGCAGUACUGAUCCUCCUCCGCAUCAAGUCUCCGAAUUGCCCAUUCUUGGUCAGGUCUCUCGGCCGUCACAACUAUCACCAAAUUCCAGUCCAAGAUUCGAGAACUCGCAGCCUGCUGGUGGAGAGAUGAAGACUAGAGCUAAUGCUCAAGCAGAUAUCUUCCUACAAACUUCAGGUCCACUGGCAGGCCUCACGUCCCCGGACCAGAGCUUGGUGCCCGCACCACUCUCUAAAAGGGACUCCUCCCCAGCAGAUAGGGCCGCUGCCAUUUCGAGUGGCUCUCGGCCAAGUUCCUCUUCCUCCGGAGCGCCCAGGGCUCGCUCACAGCUAUACCCUGAGCCCUCUCUGACCUGUGCUCGAUGUGCAAAAACUCACAUCGAGUAUGAGCUCCAUUAUAACUGUGGUAUAUGUCGCAAUGGGGAGUACAACAUAUGCUUGUCAUGCUACCGAUCCGGAGCUGGAUGUUUACACUGGUUUGGCUUUGGACAAUCUGCGUUUGAGAAAUGGCAGAUCAAGAUUCAGUCUGGAGAGAAGGUGGAACAGCCACACAUGCUGUCGGCGAGUCGAUACGUCCCACCAAAGAUAGUGCCAGGAGGAGCAGAUGGUAGGAGGACUCUCACUACAGAUGAUCCACACAAGAGACUUCAGAGUGGCACCUUCUGCGCAAACUGUCUGGCAUGGGCCAACGAAUGCUACUGGCUCUGUAGUAUAUGCAACGACGGCGACUGGGGAUUUUGCAACCUCUGCGUCAACCAAGGCAGAUCCUGCAACCACGCCCUUCUCCCACUAACCUACAAACCAGCCGAAUCUAACAUCCCACACAUACUGCCAUCUCAUGAUCAGAAAACGCCCGCCUCAGCCUCAAUCCUCACCGGCCCCGGCGUCAUGGACCUAGGCAACUUCAAACCCCUCUCGUUCUCCACCAAGUGCGACAUCUGUCGCUACCCCAUCCAGCCCUCUCAAUCCCGCUACCACUGCUUCUCCUGCAUCAGCCGCGUCCCGGGCACCUUCCCAGGCGACUACGAUAUCUGCACAUCCUGCUACACCAAACUCGUCGUCACAUCGCGGCGCAUCAGCGCCGACAACGGCCAUAACGGGUGGCGUCGCUGUCUCCAAGGCCACCGCAUGGUAAUCGUCGGCUUCGAAGACAGCCAGGGCGGCCAACGUCGGGUUAUCGUGCAAGGCCUCGUCGGCGGCCACGGGCUCAACGAGCAAGCCUUCCCCAACCCGGACCCCUCCUCGGGCGCGGAACUCCAGAAAUGGACAUGGGGCGACGGCGUGCACACCAAAGGCGACGACACCCACGCCAAGCUCGUGACGACUGAUGUGAUGAAGAGCGCACCCACCAAAUUCCCGGAUCUGGUGCUGGACAGCAAGUUCCCGCCCGACGGCGGCGUGGGCAUGAUCUGCGUGGCCCAGUGGAGCUGGUACCCUGCCCCUGGCGCGGAAGACGAGUUGCUGUUCCCCAAGGGCGCGGAGGUGAGAGAGUGUCGGAACGUAAAUGACGACUGGUAUCAUGGAACGUAUAUGGGAAAACGGGGACUGUUCCCGUCGCCGUAUGUCAAGGUCUUGGAUCGGGUCUAG
Molecule: messenger RNA, 3246 nt
Organism: Drepanopeziza brunnea f. sp. 'multigermtubi' MB_m1
Lineage: Eukaryota; Fungi; Ascomycota; Leotiomycetes; Helotiales; Drepanopezizaceae
Molecular function (GO): protein binding; zinc ion binding
Source: RefSeq, a predicted model, not a curated record